AUGGAGGGCCUCCGCAUCAAGUAUGGGCAAUGGGGCUGGGAAGAAGAAGAGCAGAAAAGGGAGUGCGCGGAGUGCCAACGGAGCGGUGGACUUGUGCACCUUGCUCAUACAUUGUGCACAGUGGGGGCAACGGAUGACCACGCCGGGCCUUGGCCGAACUGCUUUGGAAGAUCAAGCAGACACUCUUCUCCACGGGAGAGGCCACACAAAAGGCUGGCGCAUUAUUUCAUGGAGGGAUUGGAGGCGCUGGCUGGCUUGUUCAGGAAGCAAACUGUACAAUUCGCUCAUGGCAAGGCGCACCUCAGCCGUGGACUUCCUCAAAGCCCUCUUGGUAUGCAAAGCAACCUGCUGCUUCAGAGUUAUGGGUUUCAAGUUCGCCAACAUGACCAUUUGCAAGGCUAUUGCAGGGAGGAAGAAGGAGACAGGCGGCGGCUUAGCAGUUAUGCUCAUCAGUUCGGCGUGCCAUUCAAGUUCCAUGGCAUUGCAGCUAAGUGGGAGACGGUUGGUGUUGAUGAUUUGGACAUCGACCCUGAUGAGGUGCUCGUUGUCAAUAGCAUCCUACAUUUUGGAAACUUGAUGGACGAAGAUGUGUUCAUCCUUUUCAUCAUGAAUGGCACAUACAGCUCACCGUAUUUUGUACCGCGGUUCCGGGAGGCGCUGUUCCACUACUCUGCAAUGUUUGACAUGAUGGAUGUCACGACCCCACGGGAUAGUGAUCUACGUGUUCUGGUUGAGCGUGAUCUCUUUGGUCAGUGUGCCCAGAAUGUCAUCGCUUGUGAAGGCUUGGACAGGGUCGAGCGCCCUGAGACAUAUAAGAAGUGGCAGUUGCGGAACCACCGGGCAGGGCUGAGACAGCUGUCAUUGGAUCCCGAUAUUGUCAAGGCCCUGCAGGAGAGUGUCAGAGACAAAUUUCAUGAGGACUUUGUCACUGAUGUGGAUCUUCAGUGGCUCCUGGGAGGGUGGAAGGGACGCAUACUCUAUGCAAUGUCGACAUGGGCUGCAGCUGAUGCUAUCUCGGAUUCUUAG
Messenger RNA from Miscanthus lutarioriparius, 1026 nucleotides. The record is from the annotation of a GenBank genome assembly. NCBI's taxonomy places the organism in Eukaryota, Viridiplantae, Streptophyta, Magnoliopsida, Poales, Poaceae.